Meriones unguiculatus (Mongolian gerbil) is the source of this 3594-nucleotide messenger RNA. RefSeq names its product dehydrogenase/reductase 9 (gene Dhrs9). The transcript has 5 exons. The record is from RefSeq and is a predicted model, not a curated record. Lineage: Eukaryota; Metazoa; Chordata; Mammalia; Rodentia; Muridae. Bases 261 to 1220 code for a protein of 319 amino acids.
GGUGUGACUCACAGAGCGAGCAGAGAAGUCUCUGCACAUGCAGGUCUCCGAGCUCCGCAGAAGCCCAGGCACCUUGAGAGGAUCAGCUUGAUCAGAGCGGCACUUCCUCCUCCUGGGCGCAGCACCAGGGUGACAAUCAGCACAGCAAGUCACCUCCGGCUUCUGCAUUGCCAGUCAUCUUCAGAGAGUUUUGAGCAUCCGGGACAUCAUCUUGUUCUCUGCACGAAGGAAGUGUCCCUGCGGCGUGCAGGAAGAAGAAGAUGUUGUUGUGGGUGCUGGCCCUCCUACUCCUCUGUGCUUUUCUGUGGAAGUACAAAGGGCAACUGAAAAUAGCAGACAUCGCCGACAAGUACAUUUUCAUCACUGGCUGUGACACAGGCUUUGGAAACUUAGCAGCCAGAACUUUUGAUAAGAAAGGCUUCCGCGUCAUCGCUGCCUGCCUGACUGAGGCAGGAGCAACUGCUCUGAAGGCGAAAACCUCGGAGAGGCUUCACACGGUGCUGCUGGAUGUCACCGACCCAGAGAAUGUCAAGAAGACUGCCCAGUGGGUGAAGAUCCAUGUGGGAGAAAAAGGUCUCUGGGGUCUGAUCAAUAAUGCUGGUGUCCUUGGGGUGCUGGCUCCCACCGACUGGCUGACUGUGGAUGACUACAGAGAACCCAUUGAAGUGAACCUGUUUGGACUCAUCAACGUGACACUGAAUAUGCUUCCACUGCUCAAAAAAGCUCGAGGGCGUGUUAUUAACGUCUCCAGCGUUGGAGGCCGGCUUGCUUUCGGUGGAGGGGGCUAUACGCCAUCCAAAUACGCAGUGGAAGGUUUCAAUGACAGCUUAAGGAGGGACAUGAAAGCUUUUGGCGUGCACGUCUCAUGCAUUGAACCAGGGCUGUUCAAGACAGAACUGGCAGAUCCAAUAAAGACAACUGAAAAAAAGCGUGCUAUUUGGAAACAUCUGUCUCCAGACAUCAAAGAACAAUACGGAGAAGGCUACAUUGAAAAAAGUCUACAUAAACUGAAACACAGUACAUCCUUUGUGAACUUGGACCUCUCUCUGGUGGUAGAGUGCAUGGACCAUGCCCUAACAAGUGUCUUCCCCAAAACUCGAUAUACUGCUGGAAAGGAUGCCAAGACAUUUUGGAUACCUCUGUCUCACAUGCCAGCAGCUCUACAAGACUUCCUGUUGCUGAAACAGAAAGUAGAGCUGGCAAAUCCCAAAGCCGUGUGACUCAACUGACCGAAAAUCCCUGCCCCAACCUUGAGGUUGGCUGAUUUCAGAGACUUUAUCAUCUCAAUCUUGUUCUUUACCAGAACCAACUUGGACUCAGUUAAACAGUGUUUCUGUUUCCAAAAGAGGGAACAGAGAAGGCCUAUUACGUAAGCCAGUCUUGCCUGAUACUGAAGCCUUGCCUGAUUGGUAAGGUAAAAGAGAAAAGAUGUGUGCUGCUACCUACCCCUGGCUGGAUCAGGAAUUCAGAACAUUAGGCAUUGUCUCUUAUCAAAACAUUAAGUGAUAAGAAGGUCUUUCAUAAGUGGCUCUGAUGGCUCUGUUACCUCACUGAGAAGACUCAGGAGCUCACUAGGUUCCGAUAAGCUUUGGUAGGAACAAGAAAGUGAUAAAAACUUGCUGUUCCGCAGAGCACUGGCAUGAACUGAGAGGCAGCAAGGAGUGAGGAAUGCAAACAGGAGGGCAGAAAAAGACCAGGAAUGAAAGGCAGGGAGACCCCCAACACAAGCCUCACACUCCAGAGGGACACAGAAGACACACUACCGUCGCUACUGUAAAGUCACCGCAUCUGGUCCUAGCCCCAGAGGAAUGUCACCUCUGGCUUCAUCUAGUGCCACACCACAGCAGAAGCACACCAGUUCUGUUGGCUACAGCUGCUCCUCAUUUCGAGGGCCAGGUUCUUGGCUCCGUUUCAUGGCUCCAGACCCUGUGGCUUGCUACCCUUUGAGUCCCAAGGCUGCUCAGGUGUGCAGAAUCCGAAGGCAAUGUCUUCAUUUGUCUUCCCACCAGCUGCACUUCUGUUAAGCUUUUGAGUACUUCCUUCUCAGCUCUAUUCCUGCCAUCAGCCUAACCUAAGAAAUGGCUCGGUGGACCACAGCAGUUCCUCAUCACCUGCUGGUCCAGAGAUCCUGUGAAGGAGCUGCUGCCAUAACAAGCCAGGGGUCACCAGACAAACCGAGUGUCAAGGACUAAUUUCUGUGGCUGAAAGUGGGGCCUGUGUAAACCGUUCAGGCUCAACGUAAAAUAUCUCCCAAAACCCUAAGACAUCUAUGGGCUAGCUCAGCCUAGUAUAUAAUGGGAAACAUUCCCAGGAAGCUUCUAAGAAAAAAAAAUGUUUGAUAGUUCUCAGGGGUCAUAAGACAUCACAGACUCAUUUACUGAUAUCAAGGAAAUAGCUAAACAUUCUCAAAAAGGAAAACUCUGCUAUCUAAGUAAUUUAUAUAAAUUUUCAUCCAAGUGACUGUCUCCUGAAUUCUUGCAUGGCAAACAAGACAAUUCUUAAAGCUAUACUUUUCCUUAACUCUGUGGUUCCUUCCUCCUUCUUUUUGUAACUGGGCUCAACUCCACAAUCUCAUGCAUGACUCCAUCAUACUGUACCACUGAGCUACACCACACUGCAGUCUGGGAUUUAUUUAUUAAAGGGAAAAUGUUUAUAGUUUCCAUCUUAAUUCACUAAGCAUUGCACAAGGCAGAGCACUGCUACGAUCUGUAGUUUGACAAUGUUCAAGCUCUUCUGUCUGGGAUACCUACCUGAGAAAGGUCCAGAUCCUACUCGGUGCCUGGAAAUAUGCUCUAGCCUGCACUAGCUCAAUCAAGGACAACACAACCUUCUGUCAUUUUCUGCUCUACCCAAUUCCUCUGCUAGAGAAGUUGGACACAGAAAGGAUCCCACUAUGGAUAUACAGCCAAAAUGAUGGACAACAGCUAUCUAGUCAAACAUGGCAAGAAGUUUACUCUCAGUCUUCAGCUUGGUUUUCCUCCUCUGUGUCAGCCAUCACUUGAGUAUAUGUGAACCAAAAUGGUGGGACCUGGCCUAUGAGGCAGACAAUGCAAAAGAGAGCUUUCCCACUGGGGUAAUAGGGAAGGCCCAGCUGGUGGCUUAGUGGAUGCUCUAUGCAUGUCGGGUCUGAGAACAGUUGCUGUGUGUUACAUGAACAGUUUCAUCCAACCCUCACCACAUCUCAGCUGUGCUUUUUAGACAUGGGAAAAUGAAAUCACAGCCAAGCGGGUAAUUUUCUGUCAUUUAGAGUACUAGUGAUCUUGGGCCAGGAUUCACCCAGGCAGCCUCAUUCCAGAGCCCAUGCUCAGAACACUGCUAUAUGAUAACGAAUCCAAGGCUUGCAGAAUCUUCCUAAACACUGAUUCUGGUUGUACAAAAGCAAAAUAAUCUUUAAGUCAGACAUCAGUCUUGCCUACUCAGUAAUGGUCGUAAGUACGAGUGAUGAGUAAUUUUGAAAAACGUGUAAAGAUAUUGUCAUUUUUAUUUCUGUAAAUUCUACUUUUAUUUCUACUCACUUAUGAUAAAAUAAUACCAGCAUUUUUACACAAUGUUUCAGAUCUUGGAAGAUAUAAACUACGUUUCUGAAUUUCCUUU